AAUCAAGUUACCCUUCAUUUUAACUUUGCUUUGACCGAACCGAGGGCUUAAAGUGUAAUUUCACUGUCCAUUUGUAAUAAUCCAAUUGAAAGAAGAGAGAACAGAAGGAAACGGGUGCAAAAUUUCUCCAGUGGGGACAUCAUCUCUUAUUUUCUGGGCAAUCCAUUAAUCCACUGGGCUAAAGAAUAUGAUAAUGGUUGAGGAAAGUACACGGCGUCUACCUAAUUGGAUGCUAGGUGUAAGUGUAGCUGCUGAUAAUGAUAAUAAUAAUAAGAAGAACAUUACCGACGAGCCUGAAGAUGAAGAGGACGAGGCAAAUUUGGCAAAGAAUUCAAAAUUCGAAGCCAAAAGGAGAAAGAGGAACCAAGUUAAAGACAAUAAAGAGCUGGAUGAUGAUACUGACAACGACGUAAACAAGAAAACAAGCAAUCGGCCUGGGAGAAAGCGAAAAGCAAAAAGUAAGGCGGAGAUCAAAGCUGAGUACGAGGAGGAGGAGGGGGAGGAGCUGACUGUUGAAGACUUAGUCAGCAUUGCCGAGGAGUAUGUCAAAGCUGACGAGGAUUCACGGAGAAAACAAACAUCAGGCAGAGAAUGUAAAUUGCAAAGACAACUUCCAACAACAGCUUCUUCUAAGAAUGAUUUAGAAGAGUCUUUCAUUGUUCUUGAUGGCAAGCAUUUAUCAGCUAGUUGUGAAACCACUUCUUAUGGUUCAACUAUGAAUUUAGUUAGCGAAGAAAGUCUCAUUUCCUCAAGUAGGACAGGGGAUCCUGCUCAUGACAUGUUGGAUUUAUUUUUGGGUCCCUUGCUUAAGAAGCCAAUGGAGAAAGGGAAGAGGUCUGAAUUUACUACAAUGGAUGUUGAUUUUACCUUUGAGUUGAAAAAGAAAACUCGCAAUGAUUUUGGAGACGAAAUGGUGCCCCCAAUGAAGAAGAAGAGCAGUCUUAAAGACAAGGUAUCCUUAUUGCUUGACUGAUUAAAGAGUCCAAAGCAGAUAUGUUGAGAUGCUACUGUGAUCCUCUCAAUCUGGUUCCAUCAAGCAAGCGAUUUCCGGACACUUCCAUCUCUUCUUCACUUCAGAUGAUAUUUCCCUAGGUGUGUUUUUCUGAUGACAUUUUUUUUUUAAAUUCAGUUAUCAGAAUGCUUUGACUGAAAAUGGGAGAAACUACAUAAGAAUGACAUAUAACAGUUCCAUCCGUGUUCUGUAAACUAACCUUUUACAAGGACUAUACUUCCACUAGAGCUGGUACUUGGUCUUGUAGACUUGUUAAAUAGUUGUCUUCAAUACCAUGCUUCAGCUGCAGAAUUAGCUUUCUUUUUUCCUGUUAGAACACAACCCUUUUCAACAUACUAAUAUGAUUCGGCAGUAGUAACUUGCAUUUAUACCACCAUCUUAGCAAUCGAAGAGCUUUUUCAUGCUCAAUGAAGUUAUUGUCUAAUUUAUAUUGUUUUAUGAUCUGUAAGGAUGCAAUAUGAUUGUGAUUAAAUCUAGGGUUACCAUGUUGUGAUCCGAAUAUUUCUUCUCGGGCCUGUAAAAGAACACUGGAUCAAAAUUGUCUAGUAAAGUUCGUCAUAAAACAUUCCUGGGAAUAUGAGAUUCCAUGACAAACACAAGAUUGCUUGCAAUCUUAAAUUCCAGGCUCCUGGGAACCCUACUUAUAUUGUACCAAAUGCAACCUUUGAUAUAUUGGUGUUGUUAUCUUCUUUUGAUUAAUUAUUAAAUCCAUGCUUAAACUUUAUUGACUGAACAUGGAAAGAAAAUGCUGCUUUCAUUCUGUGCAUAAAAAGUAAGGUAUCCUAUGAAGUGCUUAUUUGACAAUGCUGGUAUUGAUACAUUUAUCUUUCUAUGAAUCUAGGCCCUGCUGAUGCUUACAAACAUGAUCUUUACAAAAAAAUUGACCAUGUGCCGGUCUGAGUUUGUUGUGUUUAGUAUACCAGUCAUGUUUGUUUUGUGAUUGUGGAACUCUUGGUUGUUAACUUGGCAUGGCAAGAUAGCUGAAAAAUUACGCAUGAAUGUCAAGUUGACUGGUUACGAUUAGCUUAUAAUCAUUUACUUUGGUUGCACUUUUGGGAUACCUAUCUGAACCUGAUUCAUUUGUGCGCGUAUCAUUAGCACCUUGAUAUGUAGGUUACAGAACUAUAUAUUUUAUCUAAUGUAUUGUGUGCUUUGGGGAAACAAUGAGAGAUGGUGCAUGCACAAGGGAUCUCAAUAGAUAAUAGAUGGUGAUUUGCCUGAUUUUAGAGGUGAACAAUUAAUAUAUUGUUAAUGUAACUGGCUAUGAUUUUUUCUUCUUUUGCUGAUAUUUUGUUGCUCGAUUGACUUUCUAUUGGAUGCGAGGCCUAGUUCUUCAUUUUCAGUUCAGUCUUGUUGUGGGUAGGCAGUUCUUUAGAUGGUCUUUGUACUGAUCUGAUUUCUUCUUCCCUCUUUAAGGUUUGACUACAAAGCUUGCCCCUUAUAAAUUUGGAGUUCUUUUUGUGUGAGUGUGUGUGUGUGUGUGGGGGGGGGGGGGGGGGGUGUUAAGUGGUCGUUUGUAGAUUAAGCUUAGAGACAAGGCUUUCUGAGGUUUAUUCACCACAAAAGAAGUUAAUGGCACCUAGUUGUAGCUUGAUAAUUUUCACCCAAAAGGCUAUGUUUAAUUCAGGUCUUCCUGAUACAUAAAUAAUAAUGGGUGGCAUGAUUCAAGGAAAAGCAUGGAGUUGGCCUGGAGCUAGGUUGGAGGAAUUGAUCUCUUACUUGUCAUGCCUGCUGCUGAGAGAGAGAGAAAAAAAGGAUGUCAGGAGUCAAGGACUUGCAUGAAGUGGCCUUGCGCUGGGUAAGAAUUUAUCUUCUACACGUCAUGACUGCUGAAGGUGUGGUGGCUUCCUGCUGAAGGUGCAACGCUGGCUGGUUUGUAAAGGCUAUACGAAGAUACUCCAUUUUAGAUUGGCAGAGCCUGAAACUCAUUUUCUAGGUAAAAGUUUCCCACUGAAACAAAUUGCUAGCUGAAGCAUGUUCAAGACAAUGCUAUUACAUGCGCAGCUCUUUCUGAUUUCGGUCCUGUUUUGGUAUUGCUGUGUGCAAUCAUGUGUUUUUUAAAAAUUGAAAUAUAUAUUUUUUUAGCUUUAAA
Messenger RNA from Populus nigra (black poplar), 3104 nucleotides. RefSeq lists its product as uncharacterized. Lineage: Eukaryota; Viridiplantae; Streptophyta; Magnoliopsida; Malpighiales; Salicaceae. The transcript is spliced from 3 exons. The record is from RefSeq and is a predicted model, not a curated record. The coding region runs from base 188 to 973 and encodes 261 amino acids.